This is a messenger RNA of Cyprinodon variegatus (sheepshead minnow), 2332 nucleotides long. It is a transcript of the gene fbxl7, whose product is annotated as F-box and leucine-rich repeat protein 7. Bases 356 to 1837 code for a protein of 493 amino acids. The transcript has 4 exons. Gene Ontology annotation, biological process: SCF-dependent proteasomal ubiquitin-dependent protein catabolic process. The record is from RefSeq and is a predicted model, not a curated record. NCBI's taxonomy places the organism in Eukaryota, Metazoa, Chordata, Actinopteri, Cyprinodontiformes, Cyprinodontidae. Gene Ontology annotation, molecular function: protein binding. Gene Ontology annotation, cellular component: SCF ubiquitin ligase complex.
CACAAAGCCUGUCUGGACUCUCCACUCAUCCUGAUAAACAGCUGCUUACCAUUUAAGGGGAAACUUCUCAGAAAAGAAAAAAAGAAAAAAGCUUAGCCAUGGACCUCCUCUUGGAUCGGGACUUUUGUCUGUAGAUGUUCGGAUUCAGACUCUGCAAAACGCACCAAAUCUGGACUUUACUUUUUUUGCGUAAUGCCCAGCCGCCCUCGCUCCAACAUCUGGAUUAACUAUUUGAAGUCGGAGCUAAGGAUACUAUUCUACACUGUGCACCAAACCUCAGCUUUAAUGUAGCCUUCCUUCUGUGUGUUUAGCCUGAUAACCCGAGCGCCUGCCCGUAGAUUAUGUAUUCUUUAAAAUGGGUGCGAACAAUGGAAAACAGUAUGGGAGCGAGGGUAAAGGAGGCUCAAGCAUCUCCUCUGACAUAAGCUCAAGCACAGAUCACACACCAACCAAAGCUCUGAAGAAUGUGGCUUCCACUGAAGGUUUAGAGAUCAGCACCAGAACACUAAGCACCCCUAGCCCAGGUCUAAUCUUGCCAUCCAAGUCCUCCUCCCUCUCCUCACCCGCCCUUUCAAGUAAUGGCCAUGAAACUAACUCUUCAUCCUCCUCUUCUGCUCAUACUGAGACGGUCGCUGUGAUCCACCCUCAGCCUGGGGUCCACACCCGUUCCAGACAGUCCAAAUCCCACCACCAUGCCCCUAUCAACCUGCUUCCUGACCACACUCUCCUGCAGAUCUUCUCCCACCUCCCAACCAACCAGCUUUGCCGAUGUGCACGUGUGUGCCGCCGCUGGUACAACCUGGCAUGGGACCCUAGGCUGUGGAGCACCAUCCGUCUCACUGGAGAGCUGCUGCAUGCUGACCGUGCCAUCCGGGUCCUGACCCACAGGCUGUGCCAGGACACCCCCAAUGUUUGCCUGACAUUGGAGACAGUGGUGGUCAAUGGUUGCAAGAGGCUCACAGACCGCGGGCUGCACAUUCUGGCCCAGUGCUGUCCGGAGCUGCGACGUCUGGAGGUCUCGGGUUGUUAUAACAUCUCAAAUGAUGCUGUGUUUGAGGUUGUCUCCCGCUGCCCCAGCCUGGAACACCUGGAUCUCUCAGGUUGCUCCAAGGUGACCUGUAUCAGCCUUACCCAGGAGGCCUCCCUCCAGUUGUCUCCUCUCCACGGUCAGCAGAUCUCCAUCCACUUCCUGGACAUGACUGAUUGCUUUUCGCUUGAGGAUGAGGGUUUGCGAACUAUCGCCUCCCACUGCCCUCGCCUCACUCACCUGUAUCUGCGACGCUGUAGCAGGCUAACAGACGAGGCCCUUCGCCACCUGGCCCUUCACUGCCCGUCGAUAAGGGAGCUGAGUCUCAGUGACUGCCGGCUGGUGGGGGAUUUCGGGCUGCGUGAGGUGGCCCGUCUGGAGGGCUGCCUGCGCUACCUGAGCGUGGCCCACUGCACCCGAAUAACGGAUGUUGGCAUCCGCUACGUUGCCCGCUACUGCCCAAGACUGCGCUAUCUUAACGCAAGGGGGUGCGAGGGGCUGACUGAUCACGGUCUGGGACACCUGGCUAGGAGCUGCCCCAAGUUAAAAUCUCUGGAUGUGGGUAAAUGCCCACUGGUGUCGGACAGCGGGUUAGAGCAGCUGGCUAUGUACUGCCAAGGUCUGAGACGGGUGAGCCUCCGAGCAUGCGAGAGCGUCACGGGUAGAGGACUCAAAGCUCUGGCCGCAAACUGCUGUGAGCUGCAGCUACUCAACGUGCAGGACUGUGAGGUGUCGCCAGAAGCGCUGCGCUUCGUCCGGCGCCAUUGUCGCCGCUGCAUCAUCGAGCACACAAACCCAGGUUUCUACUGAUUGAUGUGGAGGGUUUUUCUUUCGGCUAGCAUUUGUCUUUUAAAUCCGCCCAGGUGCGGUUUAUCUUCAAAGCAGUCUUCAGCAGAAUGUAUUUAACAGAUUUAUCUGUAAAAUAAAGUGUUUCACUUUUAUGACAUCGUCCCCUAGCAUCAUCAUUAGCAUUGUAACACUGAGCACUGAGUACAGUUGUGUGAACUUUUAAAGCCAAUUAAUAUAUAUAUAUUGUACUUAAAAUUCAACACCAAUUUAGGUUCUCAUCAUAAUCUAUUUAUAGACACAUUUCAUCAAACUGAGAGUAUAAAAAAGGAAAAAGAACAAAAAAAAAACAAAGUAUUGAUUUCUAUCUGUUCUGCGCUGACAAUCAUUUCAGUUCCAGGUGUCGAAAUUUACACUUUCUUUGAUCAUAUUAAGGUAUCUCUCGCAUUAGAAUAAUUAACUGCUUUGUAUUAAGACCAAUGUCAGAAAUAAAUGGGGACACAUUGCUGCUAGAUCUGU